Molecule: messenger RNA, 519 nt
Organism: Prunus mume (Japanese apricot)
Lineage: Eukaryota; Viridiplantae; Streptophyta; Magnoliopsida; Rosales; Rosaceae
Source: RefSeq, a predicted model, not a curated record
AUGGUGAUGGUCCGCAAACGAAAGAAAGGUUGGCGCAUGUAUGUAGACUACACGAACCUCAAUCGAGCCUGUCCCAAGGAUAGCUUCCCUCCACCUCGGAUUGACCAGCUUGUGGACGCCACAGCAGGCCACACUCUUCUUAGCUUCAUGGAUGCCUACUCUGGAUACAACCAGAUCUUCUUGCACCCUGAUGACCAGGCCCAUACAUCAUUCAUUACCAAUCGGGGCAUCUACUAUUACAAGGUGAUGCCCUUCGGCCUCAAAAACGCUGGCGCUACUUACCAAUGCCUCGUGAACAACCUCUUUGCCCCAUUAAUCGGUCAUACCAUGGAAGUCUACGUCGAUGACAUGCUAGUCAAAAGUCGCACAUCCGACCAGCACAUCCCUAACCUAUCUACUAUGUUCGCAGAAAUGAAGCGGUACAACAUGCAACUCAAUCCCAGGAAGGCUAUUGACUGCUGCGCCCCAUUUUUCAAGGCUUUUAAAGGCAAUAAGAGAAGUUGGCCUUUGCCCUCAUAG